Rotaria socialis is the source of this 393-nucleotide messenger RNA. The record is from the annotation of a GenBank genome assembly. Lineage: Eukaryota; Metazoa; Rotifera; Eurotatoria; Philodinida; Philodinidae.
AUGAGACAACGUUGGUAUCAUCUUCCUGUUGGUACGUGUUUCUUCUUACCUUUUCAAACCUUUCACCGUUUAUUUUGUAUAAGUUGCGCGUUGACCUAUUUAUUAUUUUGUCUUUGUCAACCAGUUAGUUCAUGUUUUCGAACAAAAUAUGGCAAAAAUGCUUUAGCUACACUCAUUACUACUCGAUUUUCUCACUAUUGUGAAACAGCGAGAUGGAUGCUCGACCUUCUACAAUAUGUAUCAGCUCGUAAAUCUAGUAGCGAACAAUCUGAAAAUUUACAUAAUGAUUCUCAUCAGUAUAUUGAAUGUCCACGCUCUAUUCUAACACGUAUGGUCACAUCUCUGUGGCACACUAGUGAAUUUUCAUCAAGUACACCAGUGUACAUAAGAUGA